Molecule: messenger RNA, 624 nt
Organism: Lytechinus pictus (painted urchin)
Lineage: Eukaryota; Metazoa; Echinodermata; Echinoidea; Temnopleuroida; Toxopneustidae
Exons: 1
Coding region: 1-624 (207 amino acids)
Source: RefSeq, a predicted model, not a curated record
AUGAUACUUAUACCCCAGGAGAAGGAUCAACACUCAACCGUCCAGCCACCAACCCAGCACCAACAGCACCGAAAACCCAUCCGAAACCAAGCCUAUAUCGCCACCAAAGCACUUCCCUACAUCGGCAAGACUUCACACCGACUACAACGCAUCCUUCACUCUGCCAACAUCCUCGUCAGACACCAAUCCUCUCGCAAGCUACACUCCAUCCUGCACUCUCACAAGGACAAGCACCCAUCCAACAAGCAACCAGGCGUCUACAAGAUCCCCUGCGACUGUGGCAAAGUCUACAUUGGAGAAACCGGCCGAGACUUCGACACCAGACUCAAGGAACACAAGACCCACCACCGACGCAGCGACUGGGACCGAUCUGCCAUCGCCAAACACGCACAACAGGAAAAUCACAGCAUAGACUGGGACAAGAGCCACCUAAUCACCAACAUCCGGCACUGGAAUACCAGAAGGGUCAGGGAAGCCAUUGAGAUACAUCAACACAACACCGUGCCUCAAGACCCUGGCCUCCACAUCAACACCAUCUGGCGCCCAAUCCUACGUCACCACCCAACUUCCAACCCAGAAGGAAAAAACAGUUCCACUGGACCAGUUAGACCAGUAGAAUUUUAA